This is a messenger RNA of Hordeum vulgare subsp. vulgare (domesticated barley), 1314 nucleotides long. Its product is annotated as probable peptidyl-tRNA hydrolase 2. NCBI's taxonomy places the organism in Eukaryota, Viridiplantae, Streptophyta, Magnoliopsida, Poales, Poaceae. The record is from RefSeq and is a predicted model, not a curated record. The coding region runs from base 81 to 1076 and encodes 331 amino acids. Gene Ontology annotation, cellular component: nuclear pore nuclear basket; cytosol; mitochondrion. Gene Ontology annotation, molecular function: structural constituent of nuclear pore; phospholipid binding; single-stranded DNA binding. The transcript is spliced from 3 exons. Gene Ontology annotation, biological process: NLS-bearing protein import into nucleus; nuclear pore organization; regulation of DNA-templated transcription.
CCACCCGAUCCAUCCGCUCGGCAACGGACACCCAGCCCGGCCGCCGAGUCCAAACCCUCCCAGCCCCCGCGCCCGCCCACAUGGCCGCCUCCCCCUCCUCCUCCCGCUCCCCCGCCGCCUCGCGCCGGGGCGGCCGCGCGGCGCGCCAGUCGCCAUUCUUCCGCGACCUCGCCUCCCCCAUCCCGUCCCACCGCGGCGGGUCACGAUUCGCCUCGGCCGCGGCCGCCGCCCCGUCCCCCGCCACGCUGCCGCCGCCGCCCCUCUUCACGCUCGACGACCGAUUCGCCGCCGCCGACUUCUCCCCCGACCCCACCGCCUCCGACCUACUCCCCGUCGCCUCCUCCCCCUCCCCCCGUGCCGGCUCCGGCAGCCGCUCGCCCUCAUGGGACCGCUCCCGAGGCAAGGCCUCCGCCCACGGAUCCCCCAUGGACGGGGUCGUCGAGCCGCCUCGCAAGGAGCUGCUCGCGCUGCCCCCGCCGUCGAGUCCCUGUACUCCUCCUCCGACGGCCACGGCCGCGGCCGCCGAGGCGCCGUCGCCCGUGACUCCGGCGACGGAGACGGCUAGGACGGAGCCGGCGACCGAAGGGAAGGUGGAUGGCGAGGAGUGGGUCACUGUAUUCGGAUUCUCCCUUAGAGAUACCAACCUCGUUCUCCGAGAGUUUGAGAAAUGUGGUGUUAUACUGAGACAUCAUUCUGGCCCAAGAGAGGGUAAUUGGAUCCACAUAUUAUACCAGCACUCUUAUGAUGCAAGGAAAGCCCUUCAAAAGAAUGGCAUCCAACUAUGCAGUGGCGUUAUAAUUGGAGUGAAGCAUAUUGAUCCCAUGCACCAGCAGCAGCUGGAUGACAGGUUCACUGGAAUCAAUCAAGGAGGCUUCAUGGUCUCCCUGCCUUCGAAAUCACUUGUCCUGAAGAGUAGCACAGGCGCAUCAAACCAACUAGGAGCCUUGCCACGCCCGUAUGACCCGAAGUCCUCGACAAACGUUAUCAGAGAGGGGGGACGUCGCACAACAGGCAGCGUAGCUGCUCCAGCGAAAUCCAUUGUAACAAAUGUGAUGGACUUGAUAUUCGGCAUCUAGUUCGCCAGCCUGCAGACCAAUGAUGUACCUUUGGCCGAUAUAUCUGUUGUGUGAUCAGUGUUCUGUCCUCGCGGUGGUUGAUGCGGUGAUGAGCGAGUUUGUUUGUGUGCCAAAGGGUUCCAGAGCGAAACUCUGAGAAUUCGGAGAAGUGGGCCUUUUCUUUUCUUUGGCGAUGUAACAGCUAUGGAUGUGUAAUUUCACGUUUAUGUUAUGAUCUUCUACGGCUGUUGUAACUUUA